Messenger RNA from Carlito syrichta (Philippine tarsier), 1175 nucleotides. RefSeq names its product sepiapterin reductase (7,8-dihydrobiopterin:NADP+ oxidoreductase) (gene SPR). The record is from RefSeq and is a predicted model, not a curated record. Gene Ontology annotation, molecular function: sepiapterin reductase (NADP+) activity. NCBI's taxonomy places the organism in Eukaryota, Metazoa, Chordata, Mammalia, Primates, Tarsiidae. The transcript has 3 exons. Gene Ontology annotation, biological process: tetrahydrobiopterin biosynthetic process. Bases 166 to 561 code for a protein of 131 amino acids.
GGACGCUAGAGUCAGGGCACGGGGUCUCCAGACAUAAAAGUCCACUGCUUCUCCCAACGACCCCUAGUCCCAGGGCAAGGCACUCUUGGAGAUGUGUCCAAAAGCUUCGUGGACCUGAGUGACCCAAGUGAAGCGAACAACUACUGGGCUUUGAACUUGACCUCCAUGCUCUGCCUGACCUCUAGCAUCUUGAAGACCUUCCCCGACAGUCCUGGCCUCAGCAGGACCGUAGUUAACAUCUCAUCCAUCUGUGCCCUGCAGCCCUUCAAGGGCUGGGCACUGUACUGUGCAGGAAAGGCUGCUCGCGACAUGCUGUUCCAGGUCCUGGCUGCAGAAGAACCAAGUGUGAGGGUGCUGAGCUACGCCCCAGGUCCCCUGGACACAGACAUGCAACAGUUGGCCAGGGAGACCUCCGUGGACCCAGAAUUGCGAAAAAGGCUGCAGGGGCUGAAGGCAAAGGGGGAGCUGGUGGACUGCCGAGUGUCAGCCCAGAAACUGCUGAGUUUGCUAAAAAAGGACACGUUCAAGUCUGGAGCGCACGUGGACUUUUAUGAUAAAUAAGCCCAUGACCUUGGCUGUCUGGGCCUUCCUGCCCCCACUUUCAGGCACAUCCUAGACCCCUAUGCCUUCCACAUUCUGCCUCAGUGGCAGCCCUGCCUUACACGGAUAAGCAUCCAUGCUUACUGUCCUGCCCUCAGACGCAGUCAGCUAUGAGCCUUUGGGCUGCUGUCCUUACCAGUUGUCAGGAGUCUGUACCCUGGAUUGUGAAGAAGUUUCCAUAGGAGACUUAGGAAAGAGGUUAGGAGUGUUAGUGUGGCCUAGCCUCAGGAACAGAAUUUUAGGGCUGAGAAGAACAGAAAAAGAACUGAAACAUUGAAGAGAGGAGGUGAGAUCUUCCAUCCAUGACCAGUCCCUGGGGAGAGUGAUCUUGUUUCAAAUAGGACCCAUGUAGAGUCACAGAGGGCCUGGAGGGACAGGAGUGCAGACAGUACAAGUUUCAGCCCACACAGAAACCCUUGCUCAGAGAGGCAGACCUUCUAUUGAUCUUCAAGUUCACAUUCUGAUACCCCCUUCCUCCAGAACCCACCACCCCUCCCCCAGGUUGAGAGAAGGGGCACCCGAGAGUCUAUAUAUGUGGCAAAAGCAGAUACAAAUAAAAUGUGGAUUGUUCACCA